Molecule: messenger RNA, 1023 nt
Organism: Racocetra persica
Lineage: Eukaryota; Fungi; Glomeromycota; Glomeromycetes; Diversisporales; Gigasporaceae
Source: the annotation of a GenBank genome assembly
AUGUCUCAAGAUUCCUCUGAUGAAGAAUUCGAAAAAUUUGAACCUACUUUGCAAAAUGUACUAGACCAAAAGUCUUUACAUUGGAUUUUUGUCGGUGGGAAAGGAGGCGUUGGUAAAACGACAACAUCAUGUUCCCUCGCGGUACAGCUUAGCAAAGUGAGAGAGUCUGUUUUACUAAUAUCAACUGACCCUGCACAUAAUUUGAGUGAUGCUUUUGGCCAAAAAUUCAGUAAAGAAGCUACUCUGGUAGAUGGGUUUACAAAUUUGUAUGCGAUGGAAAUUGACCCAACAUCAUCGAUUCAAGAGAUGUUAGAUCAAUCUGAACAACAAGGUGGAGGAGCUAUGGGAGCUAUGAUGCAGGACCUUGCAUUUGCCAUUCCUGGUGUUGAUGAAGCAAUGGGGUUCGCUGAAGUUAUGAAGCAAGUAAAAACUAUGGAAUAUUCAGUAAUCAUCUUUGAUACUGCCCCCACUGGUCAUACAUUGCGGUUUUUGAGUUUUCCUAGUGUGUUGGAAAAGGCAUUAGCAAAAAUUGCGCAAUUGAGUGGACGAUUCGGACCAGUUUUUCAGCAAAUGUCUGGUAUGAUGGGUCUUAAUGCUAAUCAAGAAGAUAUGUUUGGAAAACUUGAAGGAAUGCGCGCCAUUAUUACAGAAGUGAAUAAUCAAUUUAAAGAUCCGGAUAAGACCACAUUCAUUUGCGUGUGUAUUUCCGAGUUCUUGUCUCUCUAUGAGACGGAACGAAUGAUUCAAGAAUUAACCACUUAUCAUAUCGACACACACAAUAUCGUUGUAAAUCAAUUAUUGUUUCCACGGAAAGAUUCUAAUUGUGAACAAUGCCUGGUUCGGCACAAAAUGCAACAAAAAUAUCUAGACCAAAUUUACAACCUUUAUGAAGAUUUUCAUAUUGUUUUAAUGCCACUUUUAACAAAAGAAAUACGUGGUACACAAGAUAUCAAAGAGUUUUCUGAAAUGCUAGUCAAACCAUUUGCACCUCCAGAUUAUUCAAUGAUGGAUGACAGUCAGUGA